Messenger RNA from Alternaria alternata, 540 nucleotides. Its product is annotated as histone-fold-containing protein. Gene Ontology annotation, molecular function: protein heterodimerization activity; structural constituent of chromatin; DNA binding. NCBI's taxonomy places the organism in Eukaryota, Fungi, Ascomycota, Dothideomycetes, Pleosporales, Pleosporaceae. The transcript has 2 exons. Gene Ontology annotation, biological process: nucleosome assembly. The record is from RefSeq and is a predicted model, not a curated record. The coding region runs from base 87 to 398 and encodes 103 amino acids. Gene Ontology annotation, cellular component: nucleosome.
CACAUUACCAGCCUCACCAACUCUACAACUCUCUCACUCAACCAACUUUACCUCUCCCCAAAACAACUCCCCCAACAACCAUCAAUAUGACUGGUCGCGGCAAAGGUGGAAAGGGUCUCGGAAAGGGUGGUGCCAAGCGCCACCGCAAGAUUCUUCGUGACAACAUCCAGGGUAUCACAAAGCCCGCUAUCCGUCGUCUCGCACGUCGUGGUGGUGUCAAGCGUAUCUCAGCCAUGAUCUACGAGGAGACCCGCGGUGUUCUCAAGACCUUCCUCGAGGGUGUCAUUCGUGACGCCGUCACAUACACUGAGCACGCCAAGCGCAAGACCGUCACCUCCCUCGACGUUGUCUACGCUCUCAAGCGUCAAGGACGUACUCUGUACGGUUUCGGUGGUUAAGCGCGCUUCUUGCUUUUCAUCACGGUUUUCAUGUUACGACUUGUUCAGUCUACGGUCGGCUCCUUUCGGUGCUUGGUGGGAAUGGUCAUAGCCUUUGUAUAGUACAGUGAGGCUCGGAGUUCACGGGUUAUAUCAGUCAGGG